AUGAGAAGCAGGCAUGUGCUCCUGAAGCUUUCCCCUAAUGAGGCCCUUCUGGGAUUACUGCUUGUGUUGUUGCUGGGGUUGCAUGUCCUAGCCGUGUGUCCCUCCUUGUGCUCCUGCAGUCGCAGCCACAGGGAGGUAGACUGCUCCUGGAGAGGUCUGAGACAGUUGCCUGAUGGCUUGCAGCACAACAUGCGCUCCCUCAACUUGUCCCACAACCGAUUUCACAACCUGGACAGCCAGCUCACCAUGUACACCCACCUCCGUGUCCUUGAUUUGUCUCACAACCGGCUGAGCCACCUGCCCACUGGCUUGCCUCGUUCCCUCUGGCAGCUCUAUGCUGCCUCCAACCGCCUCCAGUUGCUGGACAAGAAUGAUACGGUCUACCAGUGGAAUCUACGGAUGCUUGACCUUUCGGACAACAAGCUGGAGCGGGCGAUCUUCAUCAACAAUACACUGAUUAACUUGUGCACCCUGAACCUAAGCAGCAAUCACUUCUGGACUUUGCCCACCAACAUGCCUAUGCACCUGGAGGCUAUCGACCUGUCCCACAACUUGCUUGUGAAGGUACUGCCAGGGUCUCUGGACCGGCUUCCCAGAUUAACUCACCUCUACCUGCAUGCUAACCGCUUUGCCACACUGCCCUUCGGAGUGUUGGACAAGAUGACAUCACUUAAAGUCAUCACUCUGGGUGACAACCCUUGGGCCUGUCACCUCUAUGCCGACAUCACCUACUUACUAUCCUGGACUCAGCAUACGCCUGCCCGUGUCUUGGGCUGCCCUUGCCACACCCAGUCAGUCUGUGGAGGGGUGCGCCCUGGGAGGACUGGAGGGUGGCACUUUGCCUCCUACAACCUACCCCCUCUCGCUUCGAGUUCCCAGGACGUUAGCUCCAUGCCUCCUGUGGCCGGUGUCACUGGGUGGUGGUACUUGUCUGUUUCUGCUCUGCUAAGCACCCAACAGACCGUCAUGCAGACCUUGAACACACAGCACCGAUCCUUCACCACCGUGCCGCCCAGAAGCACAGGCACGCACCUAACUUUUAGUCACCUUUCUGCCACUGCUAGCCCAGCCGCCACCGAUAACAGGCUCCACACUGAUUCUCAUCUCAUUUCUGGCACUAAGGAAGAUUCAGCCACUGACUCACUCCACACCACAGACACAUCCUCUUUUUCUGACACGAGGGUCAUUACCGAAAUACCCACCAGGGCUGACAUGACUCUGGCCACAGACGGAUUCUUUACAACAGAGAGUGCCUCCAUCCAAACAAAGAAAACAACCACACUUCGCACCAGGAGUGUGAGGAGGCAGAAUCAGUCCCACCCCAGGGGCAUCAGUAACAGUAGCGCGGCUCUUUCUACCUGCUCCUCACUGUCAUUCCUUCACAACCUUGGGCUUCUGUCUCUUAUUCUGCAUCAAGUCCUCUGA
This is a messenger RNA of Xiphias gladius (swordfish), 1425 nucleotides long. Its product is annotated as oligodendrocyte-myelin glycoprotein-like. The transcript is spliced from 2 exons. Gene Ontology annotation, biological process: neuron projection regeneration. Gene Ontology annotation, molecular function: protein binding. The record is from RefSeq and is a predicted model, not a curated record. Bases 1 to 1425 code for a protein of 474 amino acids. Lineage: Eukaryota; Metazoa; Chordata; Actinopteri; Istiophoriformes; Xiphiidae.